Amoebophrya sp. A120 is the source of this 5243-nucleotide messenger RNA. NCBI's taxonomy places the organism in Eukaryota, Dinophyceae, Syndiniales, Amoebophryaceae. The record is from the annotation of a GenBank genome assembly.
UGUAAUUUCAAUCUGCUUCUAUCACGUAUCGUUGUCGGACAUUAUUGAAACUCAACCACCUAAUUAUAUCUUCGAAAGUCCCCCUGCGCAUCAACAACAUCAAGAAAAAAACACCACACGCAAAAAAUUAUGGCGGCUCUGUUGAUUUGGUGUUUUUAGAACAAAUGUGGGACUACACUUUGAUAAUUAUCUAUCUAACCCCCUAAAGAUGGCAAUACUGAUCAAAGCAUCAAGUGCUUCUUUAGACACCCUGUUCUUAUACUUCUUUUUCUGACCACGACCACCUCCGGUUACUGAACUCGUACUUGUUUCUGCGUGUUGAGCUUUUUUUCUGCGAUAUUUUUAAAUUUGAAUUUAUGUAGGUUUAUUCCCAGCAAUCCAUCGUGCUUCGCCUCUUGAUGUAGUUUAUUUAUUUUUCCGUAGCCACCUUCUUGUAUGUAUGCGUGAAUUUUUAUUGCAGGAGAUGUGACAUGAUCCUAUUUGUAUUUGUAACCAUCAUCUAUCCUGUAUGCCUGUACUAGUUGAAUUAUCGCGUCGUCAUUUACCACAACCAGCCCACAAAUAAAAAGGUUUUAUUUCCUAGAGCCAAUCAAAGACUUCUCUUUGAAGGCAAGAACGGUCGUGGAGCGCCAACCCCCCGGAGUGGCCGGCCUGUCCACAGAUGCCACCGAGGAUCCAGCCAGUAUCUUAGCGUUAUCGGACGAAAGAAGCGCAGGCAGCUCUUGCGGGACAUGCUUUUACACAUGAUUGUCCAGGUUUGUACAUGACACUGUUUUAUCUGUGUGGAUGGCGGACUGUUUCCAGUAAAAAAUAAAGCAAAAUCCGACAGAGUUGCAUGUAUGUAUAGCAUUAACGAAACUACAAAUUGGAAUUUGCAACCCUGGUGCUGUCUACACUUUUCAUUUCCAUAGGCUGCGGCAUUACCACUCCGUGUGGCGUGCUCCUGGCGAUGUUUUGCUGAUGUCAUAUAAUUCACACGCUACCUCCUUGCCCCAUUCGUAAUUCUCUGAAUUUGUAUACUGCUUGGAUCAUUUUCUUUUCGAAUAUGUUUCAUCAUGAUUCAAAAACACUGUACUUUUACUGGCUGCAUUUGAUAUUUUUUCGGAACGCGCUCCCUUUGCUUUGAAAACCGACGACAACGAGGAAACCGCGCUGCCUGUGGCUACGAUUCGCAAUGAAAAUUGCCUCGAUCAUCAUCUCGUCGUGCAGCAUCGUAGCGACCACACGACCUACUGAUUUAGAUGCAGGUGCCGAACAAGUCAUAAUGGCGCCCGCGUUUAGUUACGAUCAUAUGCUUGGGGACAAGCUGUGCUACCAGCGCAUCGGUCAGUAGCAAAACAUCCGUUUGCAGGAACUACUCGCCUGGCAGUGGGGUUUGCAGAACCAUACGCGCGUCGACUGCGGUACUAGACAUCUUCACCGGAGGCGGAGGGCAGAUCGAUGAACGGAUUCUGAAGUGGGGAUCCUCUACUUUAGCUAUCUUGCAGCCGCAAAAAAUACCUCUCUCAGCCAGAGAAAUUUCAAAUUCAUGGCACCUUGUUUCGUUUAUUUUUACGCAUUGAAAGAUACUAUAAUCCCAAGGAAAUAAAGAAAGUAGAGAAUUUAAACAAUAGAAGAAAAUUAUAUCUCACAAAAAUUCAGAACACGACCUGUACUAACUCUUGACUAGGACGAUUGGUCAACUAUGGGCUAAUUUCGCCGGAUGACUUCUCGGGCUACAUAAUACUGUACUGAAAUUUAUUUUCCACUCUAGAAAACGAUAGUAACUAUCAUAGUUGAUAUUACAAAACGGGGGAGAAGAACGAGAGGUGCUUCUCCAAUAAGGGCUAGUACAAUCACGAACUCUACAUCAACCCUUCGAUUCUUCACACUACUUUCUACUCGCGGGAGUACUAGCAAAUAGGAACUCCAACUCGCAGGCGGGUACUACUACUAUCGACGAGCGCAGCGGCUGUCGCUAGUACGUGGUCUGGCUACCUCAGUAGAGAUGUUUGGAACAACACCAGAGCGCCCGCGGCGCGGGCGCACCGCGCCCUUGUCACCACCGACAUCGGAGUUGGCGGAAAGUGUAACUGUUUUGUUUGACAAGACAGGGGACAUGUCGGUCCGAAACAGCCAGGCUGAGCAGGUGCAUUUUACGACAAAUUUUAAUUUAUACGUUUUUCUACAAGUACUUGCGCGGCUGAUGUUUAAUGAUGUUCAUCUUUUUGCAGCAUGAUGAUGAUCUUGAAGGAUUUUCACAAAAAUCCUAUUAGAAUCGUGCUCUUUGCAAGUGAAUAUGCACCACCAGCCGGCUGAAACAAAAUACUAAUCAAAACAAAAUCUGAAAAAAUACGAAUGCCUUACAACCUCAACAGGACGGCGGCGAAGGGUCCUCCUCGCCAAUAUUUUCCGGUCGCGCUGGGCCGUCCGGGGGGCGAAUAAAGACACCGCCAGGCCAGUCGUCUACAGACAAAAAUGCCCACGUGAUGCUGUUGCAGUCGGUGACGUCCCCGAGCCGAUUCCGCCAAGGUGUUGUGGGCACCAGCUGCUCUGACGUCGUCGAGCGUGGUCCGCACGGUGAGGACUCGCCGUUACGCACAGCAGCCUCCUACGGCAAAACGACGACGCUGCUCGAGUUUCGGCAGUCGGCAAACAGCUGCCGCUCGAGCGGAUCUUGUGAAGGAGGAGGAGAACCACGACGAGGACGACCCAGCAGCUUCAUAACGAAGUACGCCUCGGCGCCCUCGUGUCUGAAUGAACAGGACCUAACAUUAACAACAUCAACAGGAGAAGGAGUUCACGGUCUCUCGCCGGUCGCGUCACGGUCGACCGCUGCGCGAAAAUUGGCCUGGCAAGACGAGCCGGAGCCCGUGCUGGGGCGCAGUAGUGGUCCUCGUGGGAACGGAUCUAUUCCAACCUCGGGACCGUCAUCUUGUUCAUCAGGAGUGAACAGUCACAAACACCAAACUACGAACGACAGCGGUCCCUACCAGUCGACCACGACAUCAUCUUCUUCCUCGAGAAAAACUUCCGUUGUGCACGACCACGCGAAAGGACAGCAAAAUAGUAAAAAUCCUGCAACGAGCUACAACACACUCAUGGGUGGCGAGGACGGUAGUUGUAGAACAAAUUACGGGGAACAUCAAUACCUCGGGAGUUGUACAACUAGAGCAUUGCAUCGUGCUGGUGCAGCAUCGUCGCCGGUGAGAAAGAUGAACUACGGGGUGAAACUGCCUUCUCCCACCUCCUUAAAACGGGAUCCCCUUCAAGUGGUAGACGAUCCGCGUGCCAGCUUCGACGACGAUGAUGGUACAACUUCUUACCCACCAACAUGCCCUGGCGGUGGAGCAAGUUCUGCUUCCCCACCGGACCUGGUCCUGGAGGACGCAACCUCGCUGGAGGGGUGCAUCUCGCCUGAGUUAAGUACCAGAUUUCCGCGUUGCACGGUGAGCUGCGUUUCCUUAGCUUCGUCCUGCGCGUCGGACAACUUUACGGAGUUCAGCCUCGAAGAGAGCCAGUUUUUUCCAAUGGGGUCGGGCGCAACUACCGGCGGGCAUAGCAACUGCGGCGGCGAUGUGCAGGUGCAGCAGGUAGAGAACGAUCAAUAUUUUAUGGAAGAGCUGCAGCAAGAGAUAGACAAUCUUCAAAAGCACUUGCAUGUAAGUACCUUCCUACAAUCAAAAAAAGCGUCUUUCAAGAUAAUGAUCCCUGAUGGGGCUCCUGUUCAAUUGACACCAAGGUCGUCGACCACGGCUCACCGCAUGAGUCCACCACGUCCUCCUCGGAUGGCAGUGAGCAGAGUCUCAGCCCGGGCAAGCCGAAGUUCUCGUUGCGACCCGCACCCUUCGGCGGUGUGCCUGUCAGUGAAGACGCGACGGAGUUGCUGCUGAGUAUAGAAAUGAAAAACGAUCUUCCUUUCUUUUCCGAUAUUGAGACCGAUAGAGUUAAAACUUCUUUGAAGAAGUAAGUGCGUUCUUUUACUUAAAUCCACUAGCAGUACAGCUUCAGAUCAAUGCUGAGUAGGAUCAACACUCGCGGCUGCCUAAAGCAAAAUCGUGAAUUGUUUCACACAAAAAUAAGUUGACUCGUCUCCGCAGGUAGUAGCAUUGAGUUGAUUCCGAAUGCAGACAACCGAGAUUUCAAGUUUCCGGACUCGCCUGUUGCCCGCACCGGCAUUACCGAGGAGUUUCACAGGUUGUGCAGUGUGGACCGGAAACUGCAACAGAUUUGUGAGGACGAGGUACUACAGAAAUGCUUAUGCUUUAUCGACCCGCCCCAUAUUAAUACAUGUCAACAUGCCAGGUUUGGUAUUUUGGACUUGUCAUGCAGAUGCUGGGGCAGCUUCAUGAUAGGAAUAUGACUCAGUGUCUCUGAAAAAUUUUGUUGAAUUUUCAAACCGACCAGGUGCUGACCCGUCCAAAAUGUUGCGCACUGUCGGUGGAGAGGCAUCCGCACAAAUUUUCCGGUAGCAAUAAGUGCGAGGAGGCUCGCAGAAGUGCUCCGCAGGCCCAGACAAAUACGGGAAUGCAACAGGUAUAGAAUGCAAACUGACACUCUUGGCAAACUCAUAACUGCAUGAGAUAGUAUCUUGAUCUUCCUUAUCCUUAUCGUUCUUUUUCUACGCCACAAGCAGUGAUGAAACAGAAAUACUGGAAAAUACACAUCUUCAGGAGAAUGGCAACCUCCUUGUGCGGCGCAGCUGCGGUAAUAACGUCGAGCGCGUGACCCGGUCGAGGCGCAACACAAACGCAGCGGCUUCGAAAAUGCGGUUCCGCGCGUGCUCCCUGAGUAGCCAUGCGGUUGCAAUCUGCAUGGGCGGUACCAGCCCAAUUCCGUCCAAAAGCCGGUUGCGCGAAUACGAAACGUAUUUUUUUCUUUUUGUGAUCGCAUAGUAUCACUUCGAUAUUUUUUGCAUACCUCGAAUGAUCUUUGCGACCGUUUGUAAUGAGACGACGAAGUUUUUUUGAGUACGUAUUUACGUCUGUCAUGCUUUCCCCUGGCACCAUGAUCAUACAUUUGUGUACGAAGUACGUGCAAAAAUUGAAAUCCAUAAAUGUCACAGCAUCCACGCGGCACGCCUGGACGCGAUGUGUACGGGCGAGGGUAGUGUGAAAAGUUACCUCGAGAGCCUAGUCGCGAAGGUGCAUCGCAGGUACAUCGAGACGAGCCGCGACUCGAAUGCGACCACGACCGCCGGCACAGAUUUUGCCUCAACGACGGCAAGCUCCAGUCUGCAGUCCGUCUGGGGAAAGGACUCUUGA